Molecule: messenger RNA, 1667 nt
Organism: Harpegnathos saltator (Jerdon's jumping ant)
Lineage: Eukaryota; Metazoa; Arthropoda; Insecta; Hymenoptera; Formicidae
Product: odorant receptor 4-like
Exons: 5
Coding region: 362-1582 (406 amino acids)
Biological process (GO): detection of chemical stimulus involved in sensory perception of smell; sensory perception of smell
Cellular component (GO): plasma membrane
Molecular function (GO): olfactory receptor activity; odorant binding
Source: RefSeq, a predicted model, not a curated record
UUUCUCAUAGAAUAGCACGCAUCAUCGUUUGUGCGAAGUUACAAAGCUCGCGUGAUGCCACGUUUAUAUUGCCAAUACUUCUCUUCGCUGAGUAUUGACCCUUCCAUUAUUCUCAAUAGGGAGCCCUUGAACAUAAAUAGAUUUCCGCUAGCAUUUUUCCUAGGAUAUACGCACGAUUAUUACGAAUUGACGUGGUUGGUCGAACGUUCGAUACGCAAGCGCACUUGCGUACCGAGCCAUGCUCCUACUAAAAAAUGAUUCCCGGCGACCGGGAAUGAAGAAGCACGCGAUUUGCUAUCACGAACGUCUUAUCACGCACAUCACGUCCUGCACAAUAAGGUGGUAGUACAUCGCGUAGUACAUGUCUCUUAAUCCUCGGAAAAUGUUCGCGAAUAAAAACUACGAGAGCGACAUAAAAUAUACGAUAGAGCUAAAUCGCUUUAUCUGUCGCUUAUUGGGUAUCUGGCCACGCAUGCAUGCAGAGGCCCCGUUCAUCGAAAAUAUCAAAAAUAUCUUGCUGAUCCUCAUUUGCUACUUCCUUCUAUGUAGCGAGUUGAUCCCGACGAUUCUGUACGUAAUCAUCGUCGAGAAGCGCACUCGCAUUCGAUUGAAGCUUAUAUCAUCUGUGAUGUUCACGACGUUAGCGGUGCUCAAGUAUUGUAGCUUAGUGUUCAACAGGAAUCGAAUGAAAAGUUGCUUGAUGCGAGUGCAGAACGAUUGGCGAAAUGUCGCGAGCGCGAACGCCCGCGAUCUUAUGUUGAACAAGUCCAGGACCGCGAGAAACUUGCUCAUACUGUGCAGUGCAUUCAUGUACAUGUCCGGUUUGUAUUUCCGCACAGUGGUGCCGCUGAGCAAGGGAAAGUUCGUCACUGAUCAGAAUAUCACGAUCAGAUAUCUGCCGUGUCCGAGCUACUUCAUUUUCUUCGACGGGCGGAUCAGCCCCGCUUACGAGAUUAUCUUUCUCAUACAGUUCUUCUCCGGCUUCGUCAAGUACACCAUCACGGUGUCGAUCUGCAGCCUCGCCGCGCUCUUCGUCAUGCACAUGUGCGCGCAGCUGGAGAUACUGAUGAUGUUAAUGAACAACUUGGUGAACGAGCAGGAGGUGAAGAACUUGAACAGGAAGUUGGCCAUGACCGUGGAAUAUCAGAUCAGGACGCGGGGUUUCUUGCAAUUGGUGCAGAACACUUUGGAGCACACGAGUCUGUUGGAAUUGUUGGGAUGUACGAUGAUCGUAUGUCUCCUAGGACACGAUAUUAUCACGGAAUGGGAAGAUCAUAAUGUUGUAGCCGUCGGCUCGUAUCUCAUUCUACUCACGUCAAUUGGGUUCAAUAUUUUUAUCUUCUGCUUCAUCGGGGAACAGCUCUCUACAAAGGGUGAGAAAUUAUCAAUGACGGUGUGCACACUGGACUGGUAUCGUCUUCCUGAUGAGAAAGCGCGAGCACUGAUUUUGAUUAUAGCCAUGUCGAAUAUUCCGACAAAACUUCGAGCUGGGAAGUUCGUUGAUCUUUCUAUCAGAACCUUCGGUGACGUCGUUAAGACGGCCGUGACGUAUUUUAAUCUUAUUCGGAAGGUUAUGGAGUAAAUAAUUUAAUGUCCUAAUAUUAUAACAAAAUAUCUGUUUGAAUAUUUUCGUAUAGACGUAGAAUAUCAUUUCGUAGAAAUAUUAA